Molecule: messenger RNA, 5249 nt
Organism: Cryptotermes secundus
Lineage: Eukaryota; Metazoa; Arthropoda; Insecta; Blattodea; Kalotermitidae
Gene: ry
Product: xanthine dehydrogenase
Exons: 28
Coding region: 176-4261 (1361 amino acids)
Molecular function (GO): iron ion binding; molybdopterin cofactor binding; xanthine dehydrogenase activity
Source: RefSeq, a predicted model, not a curated record
GCGAAGAAUCAGCUUAGUCGUUCUGUGAUCCGUGAACCGUGUUGGCUCCUGGCCCCGAAGUCAGCAUACGACUACAGCGCCAACUGCUCCUGGUGAAAAAACAAAUUUCAUUGCGUGCAGUGACCGUUCAGUGACAGAGCUGCAUUAGCUGAAGUCGCGAAGAAGGGUGGUGAUCAUGAGGGAGUAUAUACUUAAAACGGAAUCAACCCUAACAUUUUAUGUGAACGGAAGGAAGGUGGUUGAUAACAAUGUGGACCCAGAAUGGACAUUAUUAUAUUACCUGAGGAAUAAGUUGCGUCUUUGUGGCACAAAGCUGGGCUGUAGUGAAGGAGGAUGUGGAGCCUGCACUGUCAUGGUCUCCAGGUAUGAUCGUGUCAAAGGAAAAGUUAUUCACCUGGCAAUCAAUGCCUGUUUGGCACCUGUGGCCUCCAUGCAUGGGCUUGCUGUCACAACUGUGGAGGGCAUUGGUAGCACCAAGACACAUCUACACCCUGUGCAGAAGAGGAUAGCAGAGGCUCAUGGCUCACAGUGUGGUUUCUGCACACCAGGAAUUGUUAUGUCCAUGUACACCUUACUCAGAAACUUACCCAAACCCAAGAUGAAAGACAUGGAAAUAGCUUUUCAAGGCAAUUUGUGUAGAUGCACUGGCUACCGUCCAAUUAUUGAAGGGUUCCGUAGUUUCACUGAAGACUGGGAACAGAGCCAAGCUAUGUACAACAACCACCUGAAUAAUGGGAUUAGUAAUGGUAAUGGAUGUGCGAAGGGAGACCAAUGUUGUAAGAACAAGUUUAAUGGUGUGACAGCUAAUGGUGGCUGCACUGAGGAUCAAGCAGUGCUGUUCAGUAAGACAGAAUACACACCAUAUGAUCCAUCACAGGAACCAAUCUUCCCUCCAGAACUCAGGAUGAAUUCCAGUUUUGAUUCUCAGUUCCUAGUCAUAAAGGGGAAGAGAGCAACAUGGUACCGCCCUACAAAGUUAGAGGAUCUGCUGUACCUGAAGUCAGAAUAUCCUCAUGCUCGCAUUAUUGUUGGAAAUACUGAAGUAGGUGUAGAAAUGAAAUUUAAAAAUAUGAUAUAUCCAGUCCUCAUCCAGCCAAAUCAAAUUCUGGAACUAACAUCUGUUGCCACAUGCAGUUCUGGGCUUAGAAUAGGAGCUGCAGUCACUUUGAAUGACAUGCAGCAGGCUUUAAGGAAUGACAUAGAGUCACAACCAGAACACAAGACUAGAAUUUUUGUGGCCAUUGUCAAUAUGCUGCACUGGUUUGCUGGCAAACAAAUAAGGAAUGUUGGGGCUGUAGGAGGAAAUAUUAUGACAUCAAGUCCAAUUUCUGACCUCAACCCAAUCUUCAAUGCUGCAGGGUGCCAACUGGAGUUACAUAGUAAAGAGAACGGCAUAAGAUACGUAACAAUGGAUCACACCUUUUUCACUGGCUACAGGCGAACAGUUGUGAAACCUGAUGAAGUUCUUGUUUCAAUUACUAUUCCCUACACAAAAGAGGACCAGUACUUCUAUGCAUACAAACAAGCAAAAAGAAGAGAUGAUGAUAUUGCUAUUGUGAAUAUGGCUUCCAAUGUAGAGUUCAAUCCAGGAACUAACACAAUUAAGGACAUCAGUCUUGCAUUUGGUGGAAUGGCCCCUACAACUGUGCUAGCUAUGAAGACUAAAAACAAACUCAUUGGAAAGCAGUGGGAUGAAAAGACACUUGAAGAAGCAUAUUCAUCUUUAAUUGAAGAUUUGCCUCUAAAUCCAAGUGCUCCAGGUGGCAUGAUUCGGUAUCGCAGAUCUCUCACACUGAGUCUGUUUUUCAAGGCAUACCUUGCUAUCUUGAACCAAUUUGAACAGAGAAAGGUUCCAGUAGUACAGAAGCUGCCACAGCAGUACCAGAGUGCAUCUAGUGGCUUCCACAGCAAGAUACCCAAGAGCUCUCAAUAUUUUCAAGUGGUACCAGCAGAUCAAAAGGAUACAGACCUUGUUGGAAGGCCAAUUGUACAUAAGUCGGCUUUCAAACAAGCUACAGGGGAAGCUGUAUAUUGUGAUGACAUGCCACACUUUGAGAAUGAGCUCUACCUGGCUCUAGUCUUAAGUACUCGAGCACAUGCUGAAAUUUUAUCUAUUGAUGCAAGCCAGGCACUUGCCAUGGAGGGUGUCCAUGCAUUCUUCUCAGCCAAGGAUCUACAAGAGCCACCUUUUCGAAACUGUCAUGGGAUUAUUCAUGAUGAUGAAGUCUUUGCAGAAGGAAAAGUAACAAGUCAGGGACAAGUUAUCGGAGCAGUGGUUGCUGUUGACCAGAUAACAGCUCAGCGUGCAUCUAAACUUGUCAAAGUGGAAUACAAGGACUUGGAACCAGUAAUAAUUACUAUUGAGGAUGCAAUUAAGAAGAAAUCUUUCUUCUUUAAUAGUCCCAAAGAAAUAUAUCAAGGAGAUAUAGAGGCAGCAUUUAGAAGUGCUAACCAUGUCCUAGAUGGAGAAGCUCGAAUGAGUGGACAAGAACACUUCUACUUGGAAACACAUUGCACAAUUGCGGUUCCGAAGGGUGAAGAUGAUGAGAUGGAGUUGUUUUGUUCUACACAGAAUCCAUCAGAGACACAGAGAGUAACAGCAGAAAUUCUUGGUAUUAAAAGUAACCGAGUAGUUUGCCGAGUGAAGCGAAUGGGUGGAGGUUUUGGUGGUAAAGAGUCUCGAAUGCUAGUCCUUUCUGUUCCUGUUGCAGUGGCAGCAUACAAGUUAAAUCGGCCUGUGCGAUGCAUGCUAGACAGAGAUGAAGAUAUGAUGGUGUCUGGAACACGUCAUCCAUUCCUUGGAAAGUACAAAGUAGGAAUUACAAAAGAGGGAAAGAUUAUAGCUUGUGACAUUGAAAUAUACUGUAAUGCUGGCCAUACUUUGGACUUGUCUGGAGCUGUUACAGAGAGAGCUAUGUUCCAUUUUGAAAAUGCAUAUUAUAUUCCAAAUGCUAGAGUCAGAGGUUAUAUCUGCAAAACCAAUCUUCCAUCCAACACUGCAUUCAGAGGAUUUGGAGGACCACAGGGAAUGUUUUUUGGAGAGAAUAUGAUAAGAGAAAUUGCAUCAUAUUUGAAUAAGGAUCCUCUUGAAAUUUCUUCAAUAAAUUUAUAUAAAGAAGGUGACAAAACACAUUACAAUCAACCCCUAGAAUACUGCACUCUGCAGAGAUGUUGGGACAAAUGUCUAAAAACAGCAGACUAUUUCAACAGGAAGAAGCAAGUUGAGGAAUUUAACAGGCAGAACCGAUGGAAAAAACGAGGAAUGAGUGUUGUGCCAACAAAGUUUGGAAUAUCUUACACACUGCUGAUGUUGAACCAGGCUGGAGCACUGGUGCUCAUAUAUGAUGAUGGUUCUGUGCUUAUUAGCCAUGGAGGCACAGAAAUGGGACAGGGACUGCAUACAAAAAUGAUACAGGUGGCCAGCAGGGCUCUUGAUAUUUCUGCAGACUUCAUCCACAUUGCAGAGACAUCAACUGACAAAGUACCAAACACUUCAGCUACUGCAGCCAGCUGUGGCUCUGAUUUGAAUGGCAUGGCAGUCUUGGAUGCAUGUGAAACACUUCGUAAAAGACUGGAACCAUUCAAAGCUGCAAAUCCAAAAGGGAAAUGGGCAGAUUGGGUGAAGACAGCUUAUUGCGAACGAGUCAGUCUCUCGGCUACUGGAUUCUACAAAACACCAGGCAUUGGAUAUGACAUAUCAAAAAAUGAAGGCAAGCCUUUCAAAUACUUCACGUAUGGUGCAGCAUGUUCAGAAGUGGAGAUAGACUGCCUGACUGGUGAUCAUCAGGUACUAAGGACUGAUAUUGUGAUGGACCUUGGAGACAGCCUGAACCCAGCCAUUGAUGUGGGCCAGAUAGAAGGAGGAUUCAUGCAAGGAUAUGGUCUCUUCACACUGGAAGAAAUGGUGUACUCACCUACUGGCACAAUCUAUGCACGAGGACCUGGUGUUUACAAGAUACCAGGCUUUGCAGACAUACCCACAGAAUUUAAUGUUUCAUUACUGAAAGGGGCACCAAAUAAGCAUGCUGUAUAUUCCUCCAAGGCUGUUGGUGAACCACCACUGUUUCUGGCUUCUUCAGUCUUCUUUGCAAUCAAAGAAGCCAUCACAGAUGCCAGAGCAGAGAGAGGACUGAAGGGAACAUUUAAACUUGAUGCCCCAGCUACAGCAGCUCGUAUCCGGAUGGCUUGUGAGGAUGAGAUCACUGAUAAGUUUCCUGAACCAGAUCCAAGCACGUUCACACCGUGGAAUGUAGUGCCUUGAUCUUGUUAGUUGGGUACUACUGCAUUGAAAUUUGAAGUCAUAAAAGGAAAGAUGAGAAGAACAUAGUGAUAUGAUAUUAUCUGAAAAUCAACAUAAUCCCUUUUUAGUAACUGAUCACUUUUUCCUUGAGUUAUUUAAGAUGUCAUGGAUAAAGAAGACCUUGGUGUGGGGAGUUCUGGAACCUGUAAUGUUUUCCAAUCUAAACUUUUAUGAUUCACAUAGCAGUAGGUGAGCAGUUGAUUUUCCAAAGUCUGUUAUUUGGUCUGGCUUGCAUUGUGGAGUAGAAAUAGUUGUCUAUAUAUCUGUACUACAAACACAUUCAUAUAUAUUUAUUACAAUAUAGAAAUCGUUUGCAUUUAUGACUUCAAAAUUGAUUAAAAGUGAAGAGAUAACAUAAUUACCAAAGUUGAGCAUUCACAUUUUAAAGUUAUGCACAAAGUUACAACAGAUAAUUUGUGUUGUCAGAUAGCUCACACUACCAGUAACCGGUCUAAGUGCAUGGGGAAACCCACCCCCUCAAUACAGAAUACAGAAUAGCUCACACUAGCAAAAUGGCAUAUAGCAGAAAGCAAAGUGAUCAUAAUUGACAUAUCUAGAGUAAUCUCGGUAGUAAAAUAAUAAUGUUCAAUACAGACUACCAGUAGUUGAUGAAAGGAAGUGAAAACAGAAACGACUGCCAUCUGUAAAUGAGUAAGUAUUCCAGCUCUGAUAAAAUGUAUAUACAAUGUAACACAGAAUAUAUAGACUGGCAUAACUGAAGUUGUGGAUUUAAGUGAGUCAUGAACUGCCAUUUGGAAAACAAUAUCAUGGGUUCCAUUAUUCCCUUCCCCCAAAUCUUGCUUACCUAUGGUUAAAUGGCAGAUUCAUUGUAAGCUGUUACAAAUGUCUCCUGUAAUUGGGAAAGUGUGUUGAUCAUACAAUGCAUUCCAAUAAUAUACAGUGAAGGUGUUGUUACAGAACUUAACUCAAUAAACAUAUUUGUUUUGCA